GAAAACCAAAGAAACUGGGACAGACAUGUCAGUGAUGCUGCCUUCGCAAUCCGCAGCGUGGUAUACUCGUCAAUCAAUACCUCGCCGUAUUAUGCCACUUUCGGUAUGCCUAUGAUACAGCAUGCUGCAUCAUACGAGCUAUACCGAAAGCUGGGCGCCUUGAGAGACGGGGAUUGCGAGGUGGAGGCAGCAAGCGAUCGAUUAGAACUUCUACGAAAUAAGAUUUUGAAAGAGCUGAAGUUAGCCCAUGAGAGAAGCGAGAAGGUUUAUAAUACGAGGAGUAGGGAUGUUAAGUUUCAAAUUGGACAAGUGGUAUAUCGCCGAAACUUUAAACAAAGCUCACAAGUAGAAAAUUACAACGCCAAGUUAGCGCCAAAGCAAGUUAAAUGUAUAGUAUUAAAGGCCAUUGGCAAUUCCAUGUAUGAGCUUGGCGAUAAUAGUGGGAAAAAGAUCGGCAUAUACCACGCUAAAGAUAUUUUUGCUAGGUAAAUUUUUGUUUCAUGUAGUUCUGUGUCAAGUGUUAAGUGUUUAUUUUUCGGCUAGAUGUUCUAUGUUUCC
Rhagoletis zephyria (snowberry fruit fly) is the source of this 558-nucleotide messenger RNA. RefSeq lists its product as uncharacterized. The record is from RefSeq and is a predicted model, not a curated record. NCBI's taxonomy places the organism in Eukaryota, Metazoa, Arthropoda, Insecta, Diptera, Tephritidae.